This is a messenger RNA of Pyrus x bretschneideri (Chinese white pear), 1492 nucleotides long. RefSeq names its product protein SYS1 homolog. The transcript is spliced from 3 exons. The record is from RefSeq and is a predicted model, not a curated record. Gene Ontology annotation, biological process: protein localization to Golgi apparatus; Golgi to endosome transport; Golgi to plasma membrane protein transport. Gene Ontology annotation, cellular component: Golgi membrane; trans-Golgi network. Lineage: Eukaryota; Viridiplantae; Streptophyta; Magnoliopsida; Rosales; Rosaceae. Bases 628 to 1086 code for a protein of 152 amino acids.
AAUGAAUUAGCAAGCAUCUUUUACAAACGAAUAUCAUUCGUUAAACAAUAAAAUUACAACAGAGUCCAGAAGAAGAGAAGAAAAGGCUUUCCUCAGAGACUCUGCAAUUUCCAUCGCCGAUUUCUCAACGGUCAGCUUCAAGCUCUUCGUCGUUCUCGAUCUAGGUUUUCCAAUUCCUCUGCCUCCUGUUCGAUUUCAGAUUGCAUCUUCCAGUACACGUUUAAUUUCAUAUGAGUUCUAAUUAGGUCUUGAAUUCCCAAUUUUCUCGAGAGAAUUUUAAUUUUUUUUGUUAUUUCUUUACUGGGAAAAUCCCUCAGAUUCUAGGUUUUUAAAUUCAGAUCCAAUUUUUGUAUUAUUCAUGGGUUUCAACUCGGAGUUCAGUGACAUGAAUGUUAGAGUAGAAUCCAGAAUUUUGUAAAAUCAGAUUGAUUUUUUCGGGUUCAACCUUAUUGAUUAAGCAUUGGGAUUAUGGGGAGCUCUAAUUGUUCCUGAAGUUGGAGACUUGGGUUUGGGUUUGAUUUUUGAGAGCAAUUGGGAAGUGGGUUAUUCAUGCUUUUGAAGAUGUCUUUACGGGUUUGAGAGUUUGAAGGGCCUUUUGGUGUGAGAAUUUGAUUAUUGUAGCAGACAAUGUUCUAUGGUACAUUGGUAUGGGACCCUUGGCUCAUUGUUGUCCAAAUUGCGUGCCUUCAAUGUUUAUACUAUCUCACUUUGGGGUUCUUCUUGUCUAUUUUUGUUGGCACUCGCGUGUCUCGAAUGAGCCUUGUGUAUUUCUUUGACUAUGCUACUCUUACUGUCUCCACUGUCACCGGGUGGUGCGUCAUUGGCUCAUUUCUGCUCAGUGCUCUUGCAGGCGCUGGAUAUCUGCUUCUUCUGAUUGAGAGGGCAAAGAAGUGCUUAGAUUUUUCAGCAACCCUAUACAUUGUACAUCUCUUUCUAUGCAUCGCUUAUGGGGGUUGGCCUUCGUCAAUAACAUGGUGGGUUGCGAAUGUUACUGGAGUUGCCUUGAUGGCUGUGCUAGGUGAAUAUCUCUGCUUUAAACGUGAACGGCGCGAGAUUCCGAUAACACGAUAUCGUGCAAAUGUUUGACUGACGAGAAACUCUACAGGCAAGAACAAACAUUCACGUGGGAUUAUUACGGCUAUUCUUUCGUUGCUGAGGAGCUUCUGGAUAAAGAUAAUGAAUACCAAAUUCGAUCUGUGAUGAGGAGAGAAACUACCAUAAUAUGUGGAUUCUUUUGUCUCUGAUGGUGGCUGUUACAGAGAACAAGUGUAAAGUUCAACACGGUGCUUUAAAUGAUGGGGAGGUCUAAGCACAUGAGACUAGGUAUGCAUUGUGUUUGGAAAUCUUAAUGUGCAAUUUUGGUGGUUUUGAGUAGAGUAAUGCUUACCAUGUUUCUUGAGAUCAUUGUUCCUUCUAUUUGAUUUUCUAUAAACAUGAUACGCCUUGUCAAUUCUGGUUGCAAUAUUCUUAUUUUAUUACCCAUUUUUGGUAA